Suillus discolor is the source of this 1307-nucleotide messenger RNA. RefSeq lists its product as uncharacterized. Lineage: Eukaryota; Fungi; Basidiomycota; Agaricomycetes; Boletales; Suillaceae. Bases 270 to 1181 code for a protein of 303 amino acids. The transcript is spliced from 2 exons. The record is from RefSeq and is a predicted model, not a curated record.
UGGGUAUUGCGAGAUAUAUAUACCUCGUUCUGGGUGUUGUUCUAGUUUUAUGGUCGUGGAUCCUUGCGCUCCGAGUCGUGUCUCCGCAACUGAGCUCGUUACCAUCCUUCGUCCAUUCUCGUGUGCAUUGGAAAGAAGGAGAUUACAGCGAGGUUUCAUGUUCUACCAAGAACUUCACGACGUUAUUAUCCCCCUCAUCGACGCAGCUGGGUAUCGCUUCUGAGGUAUAUCUCAUAUCUCUGCCCUGGCGACAAGACCGACGAAAACAGAUGGGACAUUUGCAAGCAUCCAAAGAAAUCAGUUGGACGGUUGUUGAUGCACUUGACCCUUCAGAUAUCACCAUUAGUCAUAUUUUCGAGCAGAUCGUCUCUCAGCGUUCGCUGCAGCCCUCCAAAGGACCCUUGGACGACUUGGAAUCGAUCUUUCGUUGGCCCGCUGAUAUCAACGCCAUUGCUUCUUCCACAGAGUACUUUGGAGCUUCUGGUUCCGACCUCUGGACCUCUGCGGACACUCAAAAUAGCAGACAUACCACCUUGUCCUCUCUUAGUGUUUCGCACCAUCCAAAUGUCACAUGUGCGACUGAAGAUAACUCUGUACCGCCUUUCAACCCUAGCCUUCCGGACUGGAUGAUCCUCACUGCGCCAAAGAUCUCAUGCUGGUAUUCCCAUGUCUCUGCUAUUCGCCAGUUCAUCGGUAGAGUGAAUACCACUCCUGAGGAUGUCGCGGUUUUCUUGGAAGACGAUAUCGACAUGGAAAGGGACAUCGAGAUAAGAAUGCGUCAUAUCUGGCCCUCUCUUCCACAUGGCUGGGACAUGGUUUUUCUGGGUCACUGCUGGUCAAAUGAAUCCUUCUACUCCGCACUUCCAUCGUCUCAGUUAUAUGACCUGCCAACACGAUCACACAUACACCCAUCUUACUCUCCACGUUGUACUCAUGCUUACGCACUUUCCCUGUCCGGUGCUCGGCGUCUUCUGCAGCAUCUUCGCCACCCACCGUUCGCGUAUUCUCGAGCUCUUGAUCAAGCUUUCAGUUGGCUUAUCGAAAGUGGCCGAUUACGUGCUUUCAGCGUCGUUCCGAGCGUCGUCAUUCAGCGUAAGGUUCUGUCGAGCGACAUAUUUCCCGGAUCUGGUGUAGGGAGUGCGUGGAGAGAGCAUUUAGUGAACGGCGUGUUCGGAGCAUAGAACCAACGCCAAUUUGUCGUCCUUUUUUGUUGAUCUGUCCUCUGUAUCGCAAGUCGUUUGUAUCGAUCUGAUUUCUGUCUCACUCCAGUCAUGUUUGUACCUUUAAACUACUGGAGCUAAUUCCAC